GUUGUAUAAAACCACUGCUGUCAUGACUACUUCUGUGUGUAUUGUAAUUUCAAAAAAGUAAGGUUAUAGGUUAUGUUUUUCUCCUGUCGUCGUCGUCGCUGUUGACCUGUGCUUCUAUUCUUCAAAUAAAUUCUAGUUAUUUUUUCAAAUUAUACAAUUUCUAUUAUUUUAGAACAUUCAAAAGGUUUGCUAUUAAAUGGCUGCAUCCUUAAAAGGCGAGGUAUUGCGAACAUUCAAAAGACUACACAGAGUGAGGCAAUCCGUAUUCAAAGGGGACAACUUUGCUCUUAAUGUCACCAGAAACAAGAUAAAUGAGGAAUUCAAGAAGAACAAGCAUGUGAGUGCUGUCGAGUCAAUCCAAGAGUUGGUUAAAUUUUCUAUUUCCGUCGAAGAGGAACUACGGACAAGAGUGGUGCAAGCUAAAGAGAAAGACCCUGGUAUUUAUGAAUUGCAAAUGAGGCCAGAUAUUCGUUAUGAAAAUAAUGCGCCAUUCAUAAGUGGUGCAGCCUCCUCAAGCGCCUCUGCACCCCAAUCAACGGGAUGCUGUCAACAACAAAAAUCUGCACCAAGUUAAUUUUUUUAAUAAUUAAUGUAGUUUUAGAACUCAAAUACCCACUGUUACAUGCGAACCAGUAGCUUGGAACGCUUAUUGUUUUAAAUAGCGAUGUUCUAAGUUUCUUGUAGAUACUGUAUAUAGAAGAAUAAAAAAAUAAUAAAAACGUAUACUAAAUAACAAACGUAUACAAUAUAUAUACUAUCAAUGAAUGUAUCAAUUUUACGCAAAUCUAAUGACAGAAUCCUGUUCCUCAGUUCGCAAAUAAUGUUUUGAACAAUAAUUUUUAAAAACAAACUCGUCCAUGCGCGUUUCGGUUGCCUUUCAUCCAAAUAUUACUGCGCCAAGAACAUUAUUGAGAAUCGUUAAAAAAAUAGGUUCUAAUAAUUCAGAAAGGAUCAAAUAACUUGUCAUUAUUAUAGUUCAAAUGUUUAUUUUUCAAGUUCUAGCCGAAAAUAAUAUUAAUAGAAUGUGAGAAAAUAAAUAUAGGUGCUCAAUAUUCAACAAAAAUAGAAUAAUUUGGUAACAACUUACAGAUUGCCAUAUUUCACUUAGCAAAAAUAGUACAAAUAUAAAUUACAUUAUCUUCACAUAUAGAAGACACUGUGUGCAAAAUCAUAAUUAAAUUACAUAAUCAAUUUCUUAAAAUUACAAAUUCCAACAAAACAUAAAAAAUAAAUAAAAUUUUUCUGUAUUAUAUCACAAUUCUAUAGGACAUCACACACAUUUAGUCAAGUCUGUUCACUCAAAAAGACACAAAUCUCUAAGCAAGGAAGCCACAAUAUUACUAUAAUCACUGAACCUUCAAAGAAGCUAGCAUGAUACACAAUAAACACAACUAAUCAUUAGGAAGACACUAAAAUUACACAAUUUGAAGAAGCGGACAUAAUAGAAAUUAUAGAUCUCGCCCAAAAAUUAUUGUUAGCUGUUACUCCUCACAAAAACACAAAUUCUCUGACAGAAUUCGUUCAUUUAAGCCACGUUUUACAUAUUAGGAUAGAAAUAUUAUAAAAGUAUAACAAUGGGGUGAACACUACGUCACUACAAUGGGAAGAUGAGGAAAUAUGAUUAGAUAAUUUAUAAAAUUUGCAACUUAUUGAUGUCAAGAAGCCUUUGUGAACAGAUUGAGAAUUCUUGGUCUAGUUAUUUAUGAAAUUCUUGUUUGUUGAAGCUUUAAUGUAUUACUUUACUAAGGUCAAGUUAAUAAUUGCACUGAUUUCAAUUGAAUCAACUCACAUGUCAGUCAAAAACAAGCAGAGUGGAAACUCAAGGCAUGAUAUGUAUUGUACAUUAUUUGUAUAUUUCCAAUCUU
Molecule: messenger RNA, 1865 nt
Organism: Nilaparvata lugens (brown planthopper)
Lineage: Eukaryota; Metazoa; Arthropoda; Insecta; Hemiptera; Delphacidae
Product: complex III assembly factor LYRM7
Exons: 5
Coding region: 197-574 (125 amino acids)
Biological process (GO): mitochondrial respiratory chain complex III assembly
Source: RefSeq, a predicted model, not a curated record